Messenger RNA from Etheostoma spectabile (orangethroat darter), 917 nucleotides. It is a transcript of the gene glod5, whose product is annotated as glyoxalase domain containing 5. The record is from RefSeq and is a predicted model, not a curated record. NCBI's taxonomy places the organism in Eukaryota, Metazoa, Chordata, Actinopteri, Perciformes, Percidae.
AGUAUGAUUUUUUGUUAAAAUCAGACGACAUGAAGUCUGGAAGAAAAAAGUUUUAGUUUCAAAAAUGUGUUUUUUUUUCUUUGUCGUUACACAGUGCUAUGACGUAACGUUAUGUUGAUUUACAGCUAGUUCCUAGUUCAGGCCACAGUGGUGACAAAACGAAAACAAGGAAAUAACUUAUACUAGACCCGUGUCAGACUACGGCGAAGAUGGCGCUUCGGGCAGUUGGGAGUCGUUUGUUGCACUUUCAGAAGAACAGUUUCAAGACUGUCUCCAUCCAAACACUUGUCAGAUUCAAAAAAACCUGUCCAGUUGAAGUGAGCCGGCUGGAUCAUUUGGUUCUGACGGUGAAAAGUGUGCCAGACACCAUCAACUUUUACACCUCAGUUCUUGGCAUGGAGGUCAUCACUUUCAAGGGAAACCGUAAGGCUCUGGGUUUUGGGCAGCAGAAAUUUAACCUUCACCAGCUGGGUCAGGAGUUUGAGCCCAAAGCCAAGCAUCCAACCCCAGGCUCUGCAGACCUGUGCCUCAUCACCAAAACCUCCUUGGCUACAGUAGCUGCACAUCUGCAGGUCUGUGGGGUCGAGAUAGAGGAGGGUCCAGUGAAGAGGACUGGAGCUGUGGGGACCAUCACCUCUCUGUACUUCAGAGAUCCAGACCACAAUCUCAUUGAAGUGUCUAACUACAACCAGUCAACAUUAGAGGGAUCUUCUUGAGAUUUUCUUUUCUGUGUUCGUGGGGCUGCAUGAGUAUGGCCAAAAUGAUAAUCAUGAUUAUUUUGAUCAAUAUUGUGAUCGCGAUUAAUUAUCACGAUUUGUUGAUUUCAACCAAAACAAAUUUUAUUGUCACAUAGGCUAUUUAUAACUCCUUUCACAUUCAUAUUAUGCUACAUUCUUCUUAUGUUGAAGUUGUAUAGA